Molecule: messenger RNA, 2071 nt
Organism: Vespa velutina
Lineage: Eukaryota; Metazoa; Arthropoda; Insecta; Hymenoptera; Vespidae
Exons: 2
Coding region: 997-1311 (104 amino acids)
Source: RefSeq, a predicted model, not a curated record
CGUUUGCUUGAUUACUGUGACCUACUUCACAAUUUCCUCCUUUCUUUCGCUCCGUACUUUACGUUACUCUUACAUCAACCAUCUCUCCCGUCUCAUUCAUUCAUUUAAAACUCUGUAAUUUGUUUCAUAAGCAAUAUUUCCCCAAGUUAAGUAUCCUGGACAUUCCGUCGGAUCAUAAAGAACCAAUAAAAAGAAUUUCAUCUAUAUUGGACAAUAAUGUACUGAGCCUUUUCGGAAAUUACAAACACAUGGAUUAAAUCUUUUAUGUUAUUAUAAUAAUUAAAUAAUGAUUUUAAUUGAUAAUUGUCAACGAGUUAUUUAUAUAUGACAACAUUGACGAUUCCCAUUUUAGAAAUGUUGUACCUGUAAUGAAUUAUUAUCUUAUCAAAAAUGAUAUAUGAAAUAUUUAUUUAUUAUUUUUAAUAAUAACCGUAUAGUUAGUCAUUUUCACAAUACUUAUGCAUUCAAUUCAAAAUAUUGUUACUCAUAAGACACAAAAUUAAAAGCUAACGCUAUUAUACGUUCACUUCCUGAGGAUUAUUUCAUCGGUUAUUUCAACGUUCACUUCCUGAGGGUUAUUUUGGUUAUUUCGACAUUUAUUUCCUGAGGGUUAUUUCCUUCCGAGUGUUAUAUAGGGUAGUUAGCUUUGUCCGCGAUUGUACUUUAUAAUUUUGUUAUACUUUAAUAAAUUCAGUUUUGUUCGAACUCACUGUGCAUAUUUACUUGAAUAAUCCUGGUUGCACGUAUCGAAAUCAUUCGAGAUCCUUCUAAUCAUCUUAAUUCAAACCUGUAAGGUUUCUUAUCUCUACAAUUCGGGAAUCGAUUAAUUAAGUAAACUCUCUACCGCGUAGUCGACAAAUUUUCUUACGUGGUAUCCUUCCACUCCUUACUAUUUAACCUUAAAACCUCAAGGUUAUACUUUCGUUAGAGAUGCGUACGGUUUGCACAAGCGAAAGACAACUUCCUAUCAAAACCUCUCAUUAAUAGAGAGCACGAAUGAGUCUUGAGUUAUCAGCCUUUCUCCCAAAAUCUUCACGAAUGCCGAGAACACGUCGUGCCGGUAGAAAGUAUCACUUGCGCCGACUUCUCACGACGUUACACGGUACUCACACGUACUUCACCGACGUCAUCGGGGUCUAUCCCAACGAAGAAGCCAACAAGGAGAAUGGGGUACCUUACCACCUCAUCCCGAUCACGUUCGACAGGAAGGCUGUUCCAGUAUCUCAUUUAGCGCCCCAUGAACCGCGAACACCUAGGUAUUUGAAAAUCGAAGCGGAAUUCACGGGGAUCACCGAACAAAGCCUGUACUGAGCGGGAUGUAACAACAUCUCUGGUGACAGCGGUGGGAUACAUAAAUAGCAUACACAUAAAAUGUCCAACGGCAAGACAAGUCAGCUCAAAUGAAUGGACGCAUCUAACAAUAGAAUGGAGAUGCGAAGCACAAUUAGGCGGUAGACCGAAGCCGAAUACGAAGAGAUAGUACGAUAUAUUCGCAAUAAAAAAGCCCAGCUCGCGGAACGCGAAGAAGGAUUCAGUAGAGCAUCAGAAAACGUACCAAAACCUGAAAUGGACGCGUUAAUGACAAUCUUACAAAAGAUUCACUUCAUGCGGAAACAAACGAACGAAUCUCGCAAAUUAACCUAUAAUUAUUCUGUACGCGAAGCUAUGAAUAUCAUGCCUCGACUUCUGAAUUCACAGCCACCAAACUUAUGAUCAAUAAGUUACAAGGCAUAGCAUACACAACUAUCGAGGACCACGAUAUAGAAACAGUAAACUUCCUGUAUAAUAGAUUACGUCAAAUCUUCGGAACUUAUCAUACUUAUCAUACGAACACUAUAGGUCAGAAUUACGAAACAUUCUCAUGCGUAAUAACGAAUCAAUGAUAGACUAUAUAGGGCGAGUUAAAGACCUGUACCAAGCCUUGAUAGGUGAAGUGCGCAGAGAGGGAUUAACCAAAGACAAACAAUGUGAAAUCGACGAUCUCGCCUUACAAAGUUUCUGCGAUGGUCUUCCGCUCGAAUAUCAUCGUUUAAUAAUACCACGUCUUUGUAGAAACCUCUCAGACGCAUAC